AUGAAGCAGUGGUGCCUUGUGAAGUUCAACAGUGGUGGAACAGAAGUUGUGCCACACAUAUGGCUUCAGGGGGAGAAGGUUUUCUGGCCUCCAUACCCUCCAAAAGAGUCGGGCAAGGUUCGUGCUGCCAUCAGGAGGAGGGAUGAACCAACGGAGGAAUGGCAGACUUAUGAGCCUGUCAGGGUCCUCAUAACACCAAACCCAAUCUACAACAACCUUGAUGACUCUGAUGAAGAUGGCCAACCUCGGAGUAAAUAUCCCCAAGCUCCCAAAAUUUUGUUCCCAGCCUCCAGCCCUCUGCAGUCUCCCUCUCCAUCCUCCCAACUCCAACCGCUAGCCCCAGCGAAUUGCCAGACGCUUUCCACUCUGCAGUCUCCCUCUCCAUCCUCCCAACUCCAACCUCUAGCCCCAGCAAAUUGCCAGACCACUUUUAAUAACCCAACCAGCUACGAGACCCUGCCCGCCCCAGCCAGCUGCCAGUCUCCGCUGCCCUACCCCAACAGCCAACCCAUUACAUUCCCUGCUGAAGAUUUUCAGUUUCCCCUCCAGUCAUUUUUGCCAGUGGCUUCUACCAGUACUCCCCGGUCUGCAGCCAAUUUCUCUGCAGAAGAUGUAACCUUACAGAAGCUGCUCACCACUGUCACGGAGUUGACGAAGGAGGUGAGGGACCUGCGGCAGGACUUCCGUGAGUUCCGCCAGUCCUGUAGGUGUGGCCAAAGUGCUGGGGUGGUGGGCUUGACGGCAGAGCCACUGCAACUGCCUCUGCACAGCAUGGGGGAGCUGGAGAAAGCAGAGGUGGCCCGCUUCACAAUUAUCGGGGGGACCACCCUGGAGAUCAGGGUUUGGCGCAUGCUGGCAUACAGCAUGACCAACGAGCUGGCCUCAGGCCUAAACUGGGCUGGCAAGAAAAAUAAGGAUGUGACCAAACCGAAGCGGUCCUUUAAAGAAAUGUCCCUCUGCAAAUGCAUGUUUGAUGACUAAACGAUUGAGUACGGCAAACUUCUAUGAAUUUUCUCAAGCUGUGCAGAAGUGGCUGCGCUACGCCCCAGACAGGGCGGGGGGAGCUGGUAUAGCG
Perca fluviatilis (European perch) is the source of this 1075-nucleotide messenger RNA. RefSeq lists its product as uncharacterized. The transcript has 6 exons. NCBI's taxonomy places the organism in Eukaryota, Metazoa, Chordata, Actinopteri, Perciformes, Percidae. The record is from RefSeq and is a predicted model, not a curated record. The coding region runs from base 1 to 981 and encodes 326 amino acids.